Cydia amplana is the source of this 1504-nucleotide messenger RNA. RefSeq names its product allatostatin-A receptor (gene AstA-R1). Gene Ontology annotation, molecular function: G protein-coupled receptor activity. Lineage: Eukaryota; Metazoa; Arthropoda; Insecta; Lepidoptera; Tortricidae. Gene Ontology annotation, biological process: G protein-coupled receptor signaling pathway. Gene Ontology annotation, cellular component: plasma membrane. The transcript has 4 exons. The record is from RefSeq and is a predicted model, not a curated record. The coding region runs from base 344 to 1435 and encodes 363 amino acids.
GCUCCAGCCUUUAGCGGCUGGAUUCAGUCACCGCCUGGAACUCGUCGCGAGCGUGCGCUGUACCGCCCAACGAUCCGAGCCUCGGGACGCGUUCCAUAUUUAAAAAUAAAACCCCAUUAAAUUUCAAAUACGUUCCAUAAAGUUACGUUAUUGUUUUGCAAGAAAUAAAAGCACCCCGUUUUGAUUUUGUAAGUGACUGAUAUGUUUUUUGCAAUAUUUUUGUGUUUGAGACUAAAAUGUAAACUUUUUUAAGGAGUGGAUUAAGUGUUUCAAGAACUGAUUUCGUUUGAUUUGGCCGUUAGGUCGCAACUUUACGACGUAAUGUAACCCAACUUUCGAAAUAAUGGAGCACCAAUCAUCAGACGAAGAUUUUUAUAGCAUAUGCUUGAACAUGACCUCUGAUGAACUUAGCCUCGGAGCAUGUAACUACAGCAAUGAAUAUGAAAGUGGAGAGCUACUAGAGAAAGUCGUGUCCAGGGUUGUACCAAUUUUCUUCGGCUUCAUCGGAAUCGUUGGACUAGUCGGCAAUGCUUUGGUCGUGUUGGUCGUCUCCGCCAACCCUGGCAUGCGAUCGACCACAAAUCUCCUCAUCAUAAAUCUGGCAAUAGCUGAUCUCCUCUUCGUCAUUUUCUGCGUACCUUUCACAGCCACGGACUAUGUAAUGCCAAGAUGGCCGUUCGGCGACUGGUGGUGCAAAGUUGUGCAAUAUUUCAUAGUAGUGACCGCCCACGCGUCAGUAUACACCUUAGUGCUUAUGUCCUUAGACAGAUUCAUGGCUGUGGUACACCCAAUAGCAUCAAUGUCGAUCAGAACAGAGAAAAACGCGUUGUUAGCGAUAGCUUGCAUCUGGGUGGUGAUACUAACGACAGCAAUACCUGUAGGAAUAUGGCACGGGGAGAGGGAGUACUCCUACUACCAUAGAAAUCAUUCCUCAUGCGUCUUUCUAGAAGACCAGGGUUACAGCAAGCUGGGCUUCCAGUUGUCGUUCUUCCUAUCUUCAUACGUCGUACCGUUGGCGUUGAUUAGUUGUCUGUACAUGUGUAUGUUGAUCCGGCUGUGGAAGAGUGCGCCGGGGGGGAGAGUAUCUGCAGAAAGCAGAAGGGGGAGGAAGAGAGUGACCAGGAUGGUCGUCGUGGUGGUUGUGGUGUUUGCUGUGUGCUGGUGUCCUAUACAGAUAAUCCUGCUAGUAAAAGCGCUGGAUGCGUACAGCAUCAAUUACUUCACGGUGACGGCGCAGAUCGUCUCCCACGUGCUGGCCUACAUGAAUAGCUGCGUCAAUCCGCUGCUGUAUGCUUUCCUGUCAGAGAACUUCAGGGUUGCCUUUAGAAAAGUGAUGUACUGCCCGCCUGCCCACAACGACGGCAUGUGCAACCGGCCGCAGCCCACCAAGACCACCCGGACCGGCAAUGGAAACUCCUGCCACGAUAUCGUCUGAGAUUCGGUGCGCGGGCGCCGCGCCCGGGAAUCUGAACAAGCUACAGUGGUGUAAGCAUGAAUAAACAAU